ACUAAGAGCGUGCCCGAAAUUCAAAUAUGGUCUAUUCUCUACACAAUCAUGCUCAAAUAAGUGAUAAUUAUCAGCUGCUUAGGAGCUUGUACAAACAGAGGCGUGCAUUUUCACCUAUCAAUUUCUGCCUGGUGAACCAUGGGAGUCGACGCUAGCAAAAUUGAGUUGCCGGAGAAGAAAUGGAAAAGGCCGGAACAGUUUUCCAAGCCGCAGAUUUGGCUCGAGAAGGAUGGCAUUGUGGUGCGAGACAUCACGCCCGAUUUGCAGCCUUUUGUCCUCGAGCACAUGGGAACGGUUUACCUCCGAGAUGAGCCGAUGAACCAGAGUAUGGGCACCAUUGACGAUCCGGCCACUGUUCAGGAGCAACUCGCCAUAUGGCAGGCUACCACAUAUCGCGACGGAAUUUCUAUCGUUGCCUUGGAAAAGGGCACCCCAGGUGCAAACAUGGAUCUAGUUUCAAAGGAAAAUCCACCAGUGAUUGUUGGUGUAAGCCACCUUUUUGUUUCCUCCAAGGGCGACCCUGUUCCACCAGGCAACGUUUCGGAUAAAAUCCAGAGUGAUAAAGUUUUAAAAAUAUUUAAAUCCUUCAAGGAAAUCAACAAAGUAGCCAACGUUUUUGAAAGCUAUGGAGUUGACCACUACAUCGAGGGUGCUGGCUUGUCCGUGUCACCUGAGUGGCGGGGAAAAGGUAUCGGGCAAUUACUAAUGCAGGCCAGAUACACCCUGAGCAGGGCUAUGGGCAUACCAAUGACCAGGACCAUUUUCACGGCCGUCCAGUCGCAGAAGGUGGCUUUGAAAGGAGGAUUUGAGGAGCUUGGACAUGUUUUGUACACCGACCUAAAAGAAGAGGACGGCCAGCCAAGGUUCCCCAAGAUGCCACCACACCAAACAAAAAUAUCAUUGAUGGCCAAGAGAAUAGAAUACUUAUAAAAUGUAUCACAUUAGGAAAAGUUAAGCUUGAAAAAAAUCAAUUUGUUUUAAAAGCAAAAACUAGCAAAAGUAUAUUAUUUAUAAACCUCAUAAUGUAAAAAUGGUUUACUACCAUUAGUUUAUUGGCUAUAAAAAUUAAAAUAAACCUAUAGAUGUAAAAUUUAAUGCUAAUUUUAAUUUGUUUUCCCUAAAGCCUAGCUGUGCGUGCAAUAUAAUUGUAAGCAAAAUAAACUGCUUCAUCAUCUCA
Molecule: messenger RNA, 1177 nt
Organism: Cloeon dipterum
Lineage: Eukaryota; Metazoa; Arthropoda; Insecta; Ephemeroptera; Baetidae
Exons: 4
Coding region: 139-930 (263 amino acids)
Molecular function (GO): N-acetyltransferase activity
Source: RefSeq, a predicted model, not a curated record